Molecule: messenger RNA, 1977 nt
Organism: Arachis ipaensis
Lineage: Eukaryota; Viridiplantae; Streptophyta; Magnoliopsida; Fabales; Fabaceae
Source: RefSeq, a predicted model, not a curated record
AUGUCUGACAAUUAUUCGGAUGAUGACUUAUACACUGUUGAUUCCGGCGAAUCGAUAGGUUGGAUUGAUUUUUUGAACUUGAGCGAGGAGGAGGUUCUCCGCUUUAAUUUCACAGAUGUUUACAUUGCAUUUGAGUUCUACCAGCAAUAUGCAAAGCACCAUGGCUUCGGCGCGAGACGUUUCAGAAGUGAAAAACGUGGUGAAUUAAGGAUACGGCAGGAGUUCGUGUGCCACCGACAAGGGUACCGAUCCCCGAAGUUCUACUCGAUGCCUAACCAGCAGAAGAGGCCGAGGGCCGAGACACGGUGUGGAUGCCCUGCAAGGAUGCUACUUUGCAUGGACGAUGAAUCAGGACGUUGGUGCGUUGCGUACUUUUCAGACGCGCAUAACCACCACGUUCUUGAGUUGCGAUUUUCUUCCAUGCUCCCAGGCCAUCGAAGGAUGAGCGAAGCGGACAUCGAGCAGAUGAACGACAUGCGUAAAGGAAGCAUUGGCGUCUCGCGAAUCCAUGGUUUUAUGGCGAGCCUAGCCGGCGGGUAUCAUAAUGUCCCGUACACAACAAGGGACAUGCACAAUGUAUUUGGAGACGUGGUCGCAUUUGAUGCAACGUACAAGAAAAAUGUUUACCUUUCACCUCUUGUAGUGUUCUCCGAUGUGAAUCACCACAACCAAACAGUUGUCUUUGCCGCUGCACUAGUGGCAGACGAGAAAGAAAAGACCUAUGUCUGGCUGCUUCAACAGUUGCAAACCUCAAUGAAAGGGAAGGCUCCCGCAUCCAUAAUAACCGACGGUGACAGGCAAAUGAAGUCUGCGAUCGAGCAAGUUUUUCUAGAGGCUCACCAUCGACUAUGUGCUUGGCAUCUACUCCGAAACGCCACGAGCAACAUCGGAAAGCCUAAAUUCACCAGGAUGUUUAGGGAUUGCAUGCUUGGCGACUACGAGGUCGGAACAUUCCAGAGAAAGUGGUUUGAGAUGGUUGAGAAAUUUGGCGUCGCCGAUAAAAUAUGGGUACAAGACAUGUACGAGAGAAGGUACAGUUGGGCCACAGCACACAUACGAGGAAAGUUCUUUGCCGGAUUUCGCACAACCUCAAGGUGCGAGGGCUUACACGCUGUGAUAUCACGGUAUGUUAAGUCUCGAUACAGUUACACUGAUUUUUUAUGUCAUUUCCAUCGAUGCUUGAUGUUCGUGCGUGCAAAGAAAAUAGAGGCUGAUUUCGAGUGUGCAAAUGGUGACCCUAUUAUGACCACCAACCUGAAACAGUUGGAGCGGGGUGCAGCCGAGAACUACACUCGGACAAUAUUCUAUUUGUUUGUUCACAUUCUUGACAGGGCCUGUGCAAUGAGGGUGGUUGAUUCUGAAGACAACGGUUCGUAUUUUAUCCACACCGUCUCUCGAUACGGCACUCCAGGGAAGGAUUGGCGUGUUGUUGCAACGUCUGAUAUGAGCGAAGUCCGAUGCACGUGCAUGAGAAUGGAAUGUUUCGGGGUCCCCUGCGAACAUAUAAUUGCGGUGCUUGUUCUUAACAAUGUUCAUGAGAUCCCAAGUUCUCUGAUAUUGCCGAGAUGGACCAAGGAUCACUUCGAGAACGAACAUGCAGCAGACACCAGUUUUUCACCCGAGGGGCCACCCACUGCGGGUGGCAGAGCCCCGGCACGGAAUCCACCCAAGCGCAAUACAAAGGGUAACGGUGAUGACGGUGGAAAGAAAACCAAGCGAUGUCGUUUGUGCCGCGAGGUGGGACAUAAUAGGACGACGUGUCCGGACCGCCGCACAAUGGAGUCAUCUAGCGCAGUUGCAGAUGAAAUGGAUUCGAUGGACACUGACAUGCUCUAUGAUAACCUAUCGGGGGAUCUGUAUGCGACUGCGGAGAUUCCUUCGUUCCGAUGCUCCGACAGUGACACGCAGGCUGGGUUUGUUGACAGUGACUUCGCUGGGACUAACACGUCCGGGCCAGUCAUGUCUCUCGCCGAUUGA